AUGCUCAGUUCGGUCUGUGUUUCCUCUUUCAAAGGGCGCAAGGGUGGGAACAAGUCGUCCAACAAAGCAUGUUACACUGCAGACAUGACUUGUCUGUCGGAAAGCGAGAAAAUCGUGAUAAACUGCGGGGGGGUGCGGCAUGAAACCUAUCGAAGCACACUAAAAACGUUGCCUGGUACCCGUUUAUCUUGGCUUACCGAACCGGACGCCUUUAGCAACUUCGAUUACGACCACAAAAACGACGAGUUCUUCUUUGAUCGCCACCCAUCCGUUUUUUCAUUCAUCCUCAACUAUUACCGCACAGGGAAGUUGCACUGUCCAAACGAUGUGUGCGGUCCGCUGUUCGAAGAGGAGCUGGCAUUCUGGGGCAUCGAUGAGACGGAUGUGGAGGCGUGUUGCUGGAUGAAUUACCGCCAGCACAGGGACGCAGAGGAGGCGUUGGACAGCUUUGAGAAUCCAGAACCGGAGUUGGCAGAGGAAGACCCAACGCUACCAGGAGGCGCAGAUGGGGACAUGAAAAGACUGUGCUUGCAUGAGGAUGGAAGGAAAAAGACUUGUUGGGAAAUUUGGCGACCCAGAAUGUGGGCCCUUUUUGAAGACCCCUAUUCUUCAAAAUAUGCCCGGGUGAGUAUCUCCUUUUUUCUUAAUUGA
This is a messenger RNA of Coregonus sp. 'balchen', 651 nucleotides long. Lineage: Eukaryota; Metazoa; Chordata; Actinopteri; Salmoniformes; Salmonidae. The record is from the annotation of a GenBank genome assembly.